ACUCGAUGCAGCAGAGCCAGAAAUUGCGGCACUACGUAUACGCCCAGUCUACGUCGAGUUGGCCACGUGUACGGACACGCGGCGCGGUUCGCAUCCUCCGGUGGCAGAAUAUUCGUUACCAACAGUUCACUACCAAAACUCUCGCGAUUCGGUGCUAAUCAAAGACAAACAGAAUAUAUACGAUCUUUAAAAGUUCAAUUUAUUUUUCUUAAAUCUAUAGAAACCUUUUUUUUGUUGAUUUUUUGUGUGCCCAGUGCAAGAGUGUUAGUGUCUGUGAAAAGAGUGCCGGCUUGAAAAAUGCGCGCCAAAAAUUGAGAAAUAUUCGCAGAGCGCAGCGGCAACUAAAACUAAUCAAACUACAAUUUACAAACUACCCAAGGAGAUAAACAUAAAUAGUAAUAUAUAUAUAUAAAUUUAAUAUAUGCACACACGUAUAAGUAUUUGGGCAGUCUGCAGUUUUACAAUAAUAAUCUGAAGUGCAUAGUGGGGAUUCGGCGAUGUUUAUGUGGAAAUCUAAGGACAGGCAAAUUAAAAAAUAAAUGGCCCAUGAUUAACAAACGUUACUUUGCCCGCCGGAAUUUUUUGCGUUACGUGUAAAGGACUCUUACUGCGAGCGGAGAGCGAGACGGAGAGGGAGCGAGCGGGCCAGAGGGAGACGGAGACAAUAAGACUGAAGCUGGCAAACCUCACACAAAAUGCGAAGAAGAAGAAGCAGUGGCGGGGCACAACAACCACAGCAGCGGCCACACGAACAGCAACAGCAACAAAAUCAAAGGUUAAUCCAUGGCCCACGCUGUUCGCUGCUAAUGUUGCUAAUUGUUGGCCAAGCAGUUUACGCUUCUUCCGCCAGUGAGCUAAUCGCAAAUCGCUCGACGCCAUCGAAUUCGACCCCUGACACGCCCCGGCCGACCCCCAAGAUUUCCAGCCCCUUUCGGGAGCCGGAUGUGGCCGAGGGGGAGGUCGACUGGGGGGCGGGGCAGCACCCGCUGACCAUUUCCCGGCCGCCGAGAGCGGGACGCAGCGAGCGGCAGGCGGAGGAGGAUCAGGUGGACCGCUGCCGGCUGUUCGUCGAGGGGGAUCCCACCAAGAACGAGCUGUACAGCCCCGAGUAUCCGAACCUGUAUCCGAAGAACAUCAACUGCACCCGGGUGAUAACAGCGCCAAAGGGACAAAUCAUUCGCCUGGACUUUCGCAACUCGUUUAAUAUCGAGGCCAAGGAGGAGUGCAAAUUUGAUUUUCUCGAAAUACGGGAUGGUCAGUACGGCUUCUCCACGCUGAUCGGCAAGUUCUGCGGCACCGACUUCCCGCCGGAGAUCACCUCCAAGGAGCGCUACCUGUGGCUGCACUUCCACUCCGACGAGACCAUCGAGUACACCGGGUUCAGUGCCGUCUACGAGUACCUGGACAGGAACCGGGAGGCCCCGAGCACCGACCUCAACUGCACCAUCGAGAAGGGCGGCUUCGAGGGGUUCAUCAACUCCACGGACGUGCCGGCGGAGAUCCGGGAGCAGGUCAACCACAACAAGAUCGCCCUGGACUGCAUCUGGCGCAUCCAGGUCAAGGAGAACUGGAAGAUAUUCCUCAAGUUUCUGGACUUCAAGCUGAGCAAACCGAACGAUUGCGAUACCAACUUCCUGGAUAUAUUUCCCGAGCAAACGGUGAUGCCACUCAGGGUUAAGAACUUUUGCGGUUCGGCUGGCGAGAGUAUUACGGCGGACUCGAACAUCCUGCACUUGCGCUUCUACGCAGAUCAAAUCGCGAUUAACUCGACAUUCGGCAUCCUAUUCACGGCGUUCCGGGACCGAGGAGCUGCCUGCACCGAGGACGAGUACGAUUGCGAGGACGCGACCUGCAUAUCAAAGGAUUUGAAAUGUAAUAGCCAAGACAAUUGUAAAUUUCGAUGGGACGAGGAGGGCUGUACGGGCGAGGCGGCUGGCCAAUCGGAGCAUGUGGUCAUCAUCGUGAUUGUGUUUGGCCUGAUACUCGGCGGAAUGGUCAUUACGUUCAUCGUCAAUUGCAUACGCAAGAUAAUACGUGAUCAGAAGAUAAUACGCGAGCACAUCCGGGAGUCGAAGGAGAGCAAGCUGGACGAGAUGGGCAGCCACUCCAAGGGUCGUUCUCGGGAGAACAUAUCCAGGCAAAAGCACUCGCAGACCUCGCUGCAGAUCCUGGACGACGUGUCGAACCGAUAUUACCGCGAGGCCGUGCCCCUGUCGACGCAGUCGAGCAAGGCGGACUUCAAGGAGAAGGAGCACAGCAUCCUGCGCCGGCACGCGGACAUGACCCAAACGAGUCUCUGCGGCAUCACCGUCGAGGAUGACGACGAGUCCAGCUCGACGACAACCGCCACCCACGAGCUGAGGACAAAGGCGUCCAUGUCGGCGGUGCCCUCCAAUGCCUGCGAUAUGGGCUGCCAGACGAGGGAAUCGCUGUUUGUCAACAGUCCCGGAAUUGGACCGUCGGCUGGUGCGGCCGUUGGUGUUCCUGUUGGCAUUGGUAUUGCCGUUGCUCCCGGCGGCGGUGUUGGCACGCUAAUGAGACAAAAGUCCAGCUCCUCAUCGCUGGGCGGCAACAGCGGCUCUGGGGUCGGGAUCGGUGCCAUGAUGAUGCCGCCCCCGCCGCCGCGCUUCUUCUCCACCUUCGGCUAUGAGCCGUCGGGAUCGCCGGCGGUGGCAACGCUGACACGGCGCAGCAUGCACCAGCAGCAACAUCAGCAGCAACACCACCAGCUGCCGCGCCAGGAGUCCAUCGAGAUGGAGGAGCGACACAGCGGCCGCUCGCACUACGGCGGACUGCUGGUGGCCUCGACGGUCAAACAGCCGCAGGAGAUCUGUCACCAUCACCACCAGCAUCAGCAGCAGCAGCAGCAGCAUGCCCAGCAGCAGCAUGCACAGCAGCAACAUGCACAGCAGCAGCAUCUUGCACAGCAGCAACAGCAACCGCAGCGACUGCACCAUGCACAUCCACACCCACAUCCGCCGAGCAUUGCUGCCCGUCUGCCCACGAUGAAAGGACACGGUGCCAUGGGACAGACAACGAUCCUUCCCGGCAGCAACAAGCAGCAGCAGCAGCAACAUCAGCAGCAUCAGCAGCAGCAGCAGAAGAACGAGGAGUCCAAAGUGUUUAUCGACAUACGGAAUUCAGCACCAGACGUGAUUAUCAUGACGUCCCAUUGACAUUUAAGGAUGGCCCGCCAAUCAGCAACAACAACGGUAGAGAGCAGGAGCAACAGCAGCAGCAGCAGCAACAGCAACAGCAGCAACAUCGGCGGAAAGAGGAUGCGUUGCAGCAACUGGACAUCGGCCAACAUAUUAACCGCAGCCGCAGCGUCGCUGAUGACACAACAAGGACACGAAGGAGGCGCGUUGCAAUCAGCCAAGGGGCCAGGGGGUGGUGCUGGUGCUUUCUUUCACCCACCCAUUUCGCCACUCGCAACAUGCCACCCCACCCACCGCCGCCCACAUCCGGUUUGCAUUCCGUUGCACUCGUUUCGCGCUUUCCAUCCCCGCUUUUAAAGUGAGGUGAACGCGGUCUUUUAAAUUGCUGCAGUCAAAAGUUUUCGUAAUGAAGACACCAAACUUGUUCUGUAACCAUUGUGUUUAAAAAGUUCUUUAACUGACUCUAGGUAUUUUAUUUCUUGCCAUUUGGUAAAGCCAAUUAAGCAGCUUGCUUUUGAGCAAAGGAUAAGGCACUGUCAGCAUAUAUAUACAUAAAACUGCGUUUAACUUAAUAAUAUUAUUUCAACACAAAUUUCCUUUUCAGUAAUCUUUCGUGAUAUUUGAAGGAAUUUUUAAAGUACACAUAUUAUUUCCGUAUUCUUUCAAUCAACCAAUUUGAUGAGAACUCACUUGAAUGAAGAAUUUAAUUAGCUUAAAAUAUACAAAACAAAAUAAUAUUAUAUAGAGUGAUUGGCCAAUUUUAAAGUCCACAUUUUUAAGAGCUUAGUGAUGGGUUCGUAAUACGUGUUAAAUUCAAAUUGAAAAUAACAUUUUUCGUUAAAUAAAAAAUAUAUCAUUAUAUUAAACGCAGCUGUAUAUAUACAUAUGUAUAUAAACGUGUAAAAUCCUUUAAAAAAUUACUUUUCUGAAAGUUUUUCCAAAAAUCUUGUUCAACUAACCAAAGUCACAAUAACGUGUUUAGACAUAAGAUUAACUAUAAUUUUUACCAAACUCUCACACUAAGUAUGGGACUUAAAGCGGUCUUAAAAACUGUGUAAAAGCCAAUCGGAGCGCCUUUAAGACGAGAUAAAUCCACUAAUAGCUCGGCAGCGACUGGAGCUGACUGGGCGAGACAAAUGGAAGAUGUGUUGGUCCGUUGUCCUCGGCCAGCCCCUUUGCAAUAGCCAGUCGGAGAAUCUGUGGACCGGAGGGUCCUGGGGAAGGGAGCGGGAUCGGGGGAAGCCCGGAGAGCUGUUCCAGUUGUUGUCGCCGACGGACCGCAAUUGCUGGCGACAUUUGCCGGACAUCCUACGGCUGCGACAGCGGCAUUUUCUGCUCGAAAACAAUGCGAACGCAGGACACAGAUACGGAUGUGGAUGCGGAUGCGGAUUCCAAUGCGGAUCCCUAUGAGGAUGCGGAUACAAAUACGGGGGAGUGUGCCGGCAGACACUAAGCAGACCGCUGACAACGUGGCGUAUGAGCAACAUGUCCCAGAACAUUGUUAUCGGACUCCACUCCACUCCAUCCCCACACACCACUCGCCCACCUUUCGAGUUCCACUUUUCCCUAACAUGUUUGCCGCUCGGAAAAAUGCUCGACAGGAACUUCUUCAUUUACAUGCAUUGCGGACGUGGUCCAUUUCACGACGAUGUCGCGACCAGAGUCCAUCCAUCACGGGCACGUGCUCGGAGCUCCAUUUCGGUCUUGGUUUCGGGUUAUGGGUUUCGGAUGGGCUUGGGUUUGGGUUUGGGCUUGGAGCUCUGGUUCUGGUUCUGGUUCUAUUUCUGCGAGACAAGCAAUUUGCGGAAAAUAGUUUUUUAAGUGAUUUCGGAGUGGUCCACUUCGCUAGUUUUAUGAAAUUAAUUUCGCGCCAAGACCAGUCCUCCCCUUUUAACCCAUUAAUUAACAGCGGGCGAAAGUUUACACAAGGACUGUUUGGACUUUAAGAUCUUUAUAGCUGCUGUUCUGAAAUCAUAUAAUUUUUCUAAGCUUGCAAAUACUUAUUGCAAAUUCAGUUUCUGAAAUGUACCCACAACCGUUAAAAGGAAAAUCAUCCUUAAAAAUCUGUGCCAUAAUACUCGUAAGAAGAGCGCCCUCCAAUCCAUUGCUGAUUCUCGAACAACUUGUAAUGGGUUAACGAGGGACCUGGGCAAUCUUUUUAGUUUAUCUGCCAUCUAAAUCCCUUUCAAUUAGAUAAAUUAGCUGGCCACAGAUUUCACCGCACCUGCGAAAAGUUUUCGCACUCAACGACUGAUGGAUCCGGGCUCUGGAGUCCGUUGGUCCGCAAUUACCGUGGUCACCGUAAUGCGGUUGGUUUUGGGUUUUCAGCUUUCGGUUUUCGGUUGGCCGGGAUCAUCCCGGCGGUUUGAGUGGUCUGAGUGGUUCCGAUGGUGUAAAUAUUGUCGCAGCUGGCCAAAAAACGGGGGGAUGGCUUCUGGAAAAAUAAAGAUGACAAUGACAAUGAGGGAGCGAGGGUGUGGGAAAUCCAUUUGAUUGAUUGAAUUUAAAGAGCAGCGACAGCCACGCGGGAAAACGGGGAAAAUUACAAGACCAAUGUUCGAUAAUGAUAAUGGUGAUGGCGAUGAUGAUGAUGGUGCAGUGCUGCACCUUUUUUCCGCUCUGUGGAAAGCUCAAAUCAUUAGAGUGAUUAAAGGUCGAGCUGACAUGACAAGAGUCCCUCUGACUUGACUCGGACCCUCAUCAUCUUGAGCUCCGGAAUCAGUCAUGGAAAAUUCUUGAGCUCUAAAAUCUGUCAAAAUGAAUUUAGCCAAUUGUGAGUACAUUUUUUGGUGAGGAAAUUCACACUUCUAUUUCUUUAUAACCUUCCUGCAAAAAUCAGUUUACAUUUCUAUUAUGAAUAUAAUAUGUUUAAGACCCUUGACCUGACUAGGAUGUAACCCUUAUCAUCUUGAACUCUAAAAUCUGUCAAGGAUACUACUUUCCGCUCCAAAAAAUGUAUGAGGAGUUUAAACAAAGAUAAAGCUUAUAAACUGAAUUUAAUCGAUUGUAAAUGUUUAGUAAGAUAAGAUAUUUUGUAUCUUUCCUAAAAGCUCAGAUUUUUUCUAAUUAUGUAAUUUUAUUCUUAUUUUUAACAUGGGUAUGGGUUUCACAUAAGAUUUAUUUUUAAAAUACUAUACUUUACUUGGACACAAACCUCCAUCAUCUUGAGCUCUAAAAUCUGUUCAAAAUUCAUAAGCUCAUAAAUCCUGAAAAAAACAACACAAAAGCAAAUGAAUUUAGCAAAUUGUACAUUUUUUUCACUAACCAUAAUUUGUUAAUCUUUAAAAAAAUGUGUUAUGGAACAGGUAAUACACUGUUCUAAUUAUAGGCAAAUCAAAUCUUCCUUUAACCACAUAAUUUCUAAAAUACUCAUUGAAAGCAAAGAAAAUAUCUUGCCGUUCCGUUUGUAAAUAAAUCUAAGCAAAUGUAAGCUUUUUUAGGCUUAGACAUGAACUACGUAUAAUUGUUAAAAGAAUUUUGUAUUUGUUUAUGUUUUAACCCUGAGAACCAUAGGACACUUUUUUCUAGCUAAAUUUAAGAUGAAAUUUAGCGAUUUUACUAAAAAAAGCAUCUAGAAACUAUACUAAAGUAUGAAAAACUAAAGAAAAAAAAGUAAAUUGAAAACAAUGUGUACUAUAAGUCAGCUAUACCUAGGAUUAUGUUAAAUGUAUGAUAAUUUUUUUUUAUAAAAACAUAUACAAACAUACUUAAAGUAUCAAAAUUAACUACAGAAAAACCCAGCAAAAAAUAUUUAAAACCCUGUCUUUUUUGCAAAAUGACUGCAAGCAUUGUAAUUGUAAAUUGUCGAGCGACAAAAAAAUUGUGUACACAUACGAGCAUUAAAUAAAUACUUGAAAAAA
Messenger RNA from Drosophila subpulchrella, 7018 nucleotides. RefSeq lists its product as uncharacterized. The transcript is spliced from 13 exons. The record is from RefSeq and is a predicted model, not a curated record. Bases 696 to 3176 code for a protein of 826 amino acids. Lineage: Eukaryota; Metazoa; Arthropoda; Insecta; Diptera; Drosophilidae. Gene Ontology annotation, molecular function: protein binding.